Messenger RNA from Aspergillus glaucus CBS 516.65, 631 nucleotides. RefSeq names its product 40S ribosomal protein uS8. The transcript is spliced from 2 exons. Gene Ontology annotation, biological process: translation. The record is from RefSeq and is a predicted model, not a curated record. Gene Ontology annotation, cellular component: cytosolic small ribosomal subunit; ribosome. Gene Ontology annotation, molecular function: structural constituent of ribosome. Bases 59 to 451 code for a protein of 130 amino acids. NCBI's taxonomy places the organism in Eukaryota, Fungi, Ascomycota, Eurotiomycetes, Eurotiales, Aspergillaceae.
UACCUCAUUUCCAUUUCUUUGAACGAUUUGAGAAUCUCGAUUCCUCAAUACCGCCAAAAUGGUCCGCACCUCCGUCCUCAACGAUGCGCUCAACGCCAUGAACAACGCCGAGAAGUCGGGUCGCCGUCAGGUGCUCAUCCGCCCUUCUUCUAAGGUCAUCAUCAAGUUCCUGCACGUCAUGCAGAAGCACGGCUACAUUGGCGAGUUCGAGGAGGUUGACGACCACCGCUCCGGCAAGAUCGUCAUCCAGCUCAACGGUCGUCUCAACAAGUGUGGUGUCAUCAACCCCCGCUACCCCGUUCAGCUCCGUGACCUCGAGACCUGGACCACCCAGCUCCUGCCCUCUCGUCAGUUCGGUUUCCUCGUCCUGACCACCUCUGCUGGUAUCAUGGACCACGAGGAGGCUCGUCGCAAGCACGUUGCUGGCAAGAUCCUCGGUUUCUUCUACUAGACAAUCAAACCGACAAAAGUUAUGUCUUGUGAUGGAUCGGGAUGUGCUGGGGUGACUGUCAUGUACCGAUGAGGACGCUCGAUGUAAAAUUCGUGGCGGACAUUUGAGGAUAUACCCUGGCAGAUGCGCUAUAGAUAGAUGCCGAGUCAAUCCAAAGUCAGUCGGCUGUUCCGAUUAUUC